This is a messenger RNA of Xenopus tropicalis (tropical clawed frog), 948 nucleotides long. It is a transcript of the gene or13ar1, whose product is annotated as olfactory receptor family 13 subfamily AR member 1. The transcript has a single exon. Lineage: Eukaryota; Metazoa; Chordata; Amphibia; Anura; Pipidae. Gene Ontology annotation, molecular function: olfactory receptor activity; G protein-coupled receptor activity. Gene Ontology annotation, cellular component: plasma membrane; membrane. The coding region runs from base 1 to 948 and encodes 315 amino acids. Gene Ontology annotation, biological process: signal transduction; G protein-coupled receptor signaling pathway; detection of chemical stimulus involved in sensory perception of smell. The record is from RefSeq and is a predicted model, not a curated record.
AUGAUGGACAAUAAAACAUCUUUCAAGGAUUUCCAGCUUUUGGCCUUCUCCAACAAUCCAGAGAGAGGGCCUCUUCUUUUUCUUGUAUUUUUCUUGAUCUACUUGGUCGGGGUUCUUGGGAACAUUGCUUUAAUCACGGUCACGUUUGUGGACGCUCAUCUUCAUACCCCAAUGUACUUCUUUCUUUGCAACCUUUCCACAGUUGACAUCAUUUUCACCAAUGCCACCCUGUCAAAGCUGAUGGAUAUUUUGCUUUCUGGGAAUAAAUCCAUGUCCAUCAAGGAAUGCUUCAGCCAGAUGUUCUUUUUCAUAUUUGCAGCAAGCACAGAGGACACCUUGCUGCCCACCAUGGCCUACGACCGUUACAUAGCCAUCUCCAACCCCUUACACUAUCACUCUAUCAUGAAUAACAAAUCAUGUGUCUUGCUUUUGAUUGCCAACUGGAUAUCUGGAUGUUUGAACUCAUUCAUCCUUACUCUGGCAGCAUCCCAUUUAACUCUGUGCCAGUCAAAUAAAAUAAAGCACUUCUUCUGUGAUGUUAAAGCUUUGCAGAAAAUAGCCUGCCCUGACAUAAUGUUUCUCAUCAUCAUCUAUGCCGAGGCAAUUAUACUAGGGCUCCUCCCAUUUCUGCUCAGUUUAAUAUCCUAUAUCAAAAUAAUAACGAUCAUUCUGGGCAUUAAGUCAAAAACUGGUAGACGAAAAGUCUUCUCCACCUGCUCUUCUCACUUCACUGUUCUUGUUAUUUUCUACGGGGCAGCAAUGUGCAUGUAUAUGAGGCCUCCUUCAGAACAGUCAGAAGAGUUUGAUCAGGUAUUUUCAUUGCUUUUUGUAGCCGUAACACCGAUUUUAAACCCACUUAUUUAUAGCUUAAGAAACAAGGAAGUUAAGGGAGCACUAAUGAGGUUAAUGGGACUUAGGAAAAGUGAUCAAAAAUGGUUCGACACAUAG